AUGGCCAGAGACCAGGAGGUGGCCAUGGCUAUGCAGGCCGAAGAAUUCCAGCAGGCGGAGGCUGCCAGAGCUGAGGCAACGGACAGUCCAGGAGCCGCCCUCCGAAUGCCAGACAUUACCUACUCCGUUGUGGAUCCUCUGUGGGGAGAAGUGACCACAACCGAGGCGCCAUCAGCGUGGUUUCGGCUGCUUUUUUGCUGCUGUCCAUGCUGCAUCGUGGGCUGCAGUACGAAAGAAGCCAAGCGCGCGUGGGUCAAGUUCCUGUGCUCGUGCUCAUUGAUAUUGGCCGUUCUUCAGGUGGCAAUUCUCGUCGCUGUCAUUGCAGUGGAUGGGGGCAUGGUCUCAUAUGAGGAGAACCCAAUGCUUGGUCCCAAGUUCAACCGUCUCGACGAAGCCGGCGGCAAGAAUGCAGCCAAAAUCUUGCUGCAGGGAGAAUGGUGGCGACUGGCGUCAGCGACGAUGCUUCAUGCAGGCUGGAUCCACCUUGCUGGCAAUCUUGUCGUGCAGUUGCAUGCCGGCGUCCAGCUGGAAGUCAUUUGGGGCCCCACUGCUUGGCUAGUGGUCUACUUCGUCAGCGGCAUCUAUGCAAAUCUGCUAAGCUGUGUGCUUCAUCCCGACACCAUCGGCGUCGGAUCGUCUGGUUGCCUUUGUGGACUUAUUGGAGGUUGGCUGAGCUUCAUUUUCAUAACCUGGAACCAGACGCUGCCGUCUGACAUCAAGAUGAGAAAUGCACAAGUCACGUCUAUCGUCCUCUCGAUCCUCAUGGUGCUAGUGUUCAGCUUCCUGCCCCUCAUGGACUUCGCUGCUCAUGUCGGCGGCCUUCUCAUGGGCACAGGUACAUCCAUGGUCAUGUUUGGGAGCAGGCUUCAGCAUACGUGGUACCGCUGGGCAACAAUUGUCUCCGGUACUGUUAUGUUCUGCGCAUUGUGGAUAAGCACGCUGAUCCUUUUCGUGGAGCACACCACUGUGCAGGACUUUUUGUUGAACAUUUGUCAACGUCCUAACUGUCCAUGA
Molecule: messenger RNA, 1014 nt
Organism: Symbiodinium sp. CCMP2592
Lineage: Eukaryota; Dinophyceae; Suessiales; Symbiodiniaceae
Source: the annotation of a GenBank genome assembly